Messenger RNA from Gastrolobium bilobum, 1807 nucleotides. RefSeq names its product ATP-dependent 6-phosphofructokinase 4, chloroplastic-like. The coding region runs from base 80 to 1699 and encodes 539 amino acids. The record is from RefSeq and is a predicted model, not a curated record. Gene Ontology annotation, cellular component: cytoplasm. NCBI's taxonomy places the organism in Eukaryota, Viridiplantae, Streptophyta, Magnoliopsida, Fabales, Fabaceae. Gene Ontology annotation, biological process: fructose 6-phosphate metabolic process; glycolytic process. Gene Ontology annotation, molecular function: ATP binding; 6-phosphofructokinase activity. The transcript has 14 exons.
UUCAUUUCACUCGCACAGCAUAAGCAAAAUUUCAAUUUCUUUCGUCGCAGAGAUUCAGCUUCGAAAGAAAGAACAAAAAAUGAAUCUCUCCCUUUCUUUCUCUUCUCUCUCUAAAACCCAUUCUCCAUGUUCUCUCUCCUCUCCAAUUUCUCGUCAACUUUCUUUCUAUCCAAACGCUCCGCAACUGUCACUGUCGCGACUCCCCCGAAAUUUCGGUUCCCAGCGCGGAAUCUUUCUCCGGAAGGCGCUGCCAUUUUCCCGCCAAAACAAUCCACCGAUCACAGCUGCUCAGGUUUCCAAUCAAACUGAGAAUGACGAUUUUGUCCUCGAAGACGUUCCACACCUCACGAAUUUCCUUCCCGAUUUGCCGUCAUAUCCAAACCCAUUGCAAAAGAGCCAAGCUUAUUCAAUUGUCAAGAAAACUUUUGUGAGCCCAGAAGAUGUGGUUGCACAAACUAUCGUUAUUCAAAAACAUAGUCCUAGAGGAGUUCAUUUUCGGCGUGCAGGACCUCGAGAAAAGGUUUAUUUCAAGCCAGAAGAAGUACGUGCUUGCAUAGUGACUUGUGGAGGAUUAUGCCCAGGAAUUAAUACAGUGAUUAGGGAAAUUGUAUGUGGCUUGAACAUCAUGUAUGGUGUUGAAGAUAUACUUGGGAUUGAGGGAGGAUAUAGAGGGUUUUAUUCAAAAAAUACCGUGAGAUUGACACCUAAAGUGGUUAAUGAUAUCCAUAAACGUGGUGGCACCUUUCUUCGCACAUCUCGCGGUGGACAUGAUACCCAUAAGAUAGUUGAUAACAUUGCGGACCGGGGAAUAAAUCAGGUAUAUAUUAUUGGAGGUGAUGGUACCCAAAAAGGAGCUGCGCUCAUUUAUGAGGAAGUUGAAAAACGUGGUCUUCAGGUGGCUGUGGCUGGGAUUCCAAAGACAAUUGAUAAUGAUAUUGCUGUGAUUGACAAAUCUUUUGGAUUUGAUACUGCUGUGGAAGAAGCCCAGAGAGCCAUUAACGCUGCACAUGUAGAGGUUGAAAGUGUUGAAAAUGGAGUCGGAAUUGUUAAGCUAAUGGGCAGAUACAGUGGUUUCAUUGCCAUGUUUGCAACUUUGGCGAGUCGAGAUGUGGAUUGCUGCUUGAUUCCAGAGUCUCCCUUUUAUUUGGAAGGAAGAGGUGGGCUUUUUGAGUUUAUUGAAGAGAGGUUAAAAGAAAAUGGACACUUAGUUAUUGUGGUAGCAGAAGGAGCAGGCCAGGAAUAUGUUGCUGCAGAAGUGCAUGCAGCAGAUAAAAAGGAUGCAUCGGGGAACAAGCUACUUCUUGAUGUUGGUCUGUGGUUGUCUGAUAAGAUCAAGGAUCAUUUCACAAAGGAUAGAAAGAUGGCGAUAAAUAUGAAAUAUAUAGAUCCAACGUACAUGAUUCGAGCUAUUCCAAGUAAUGCCUCGGACAACGUUUACUGCACUCUUCUUGCUCAUAGUGCUAUUCAUGGAGCUAUGGCUGGAUAUACUGGCUUCACAGUCGGGCCUGUGAACAGUAGACAUGCUUAUAUCCCAAUUGCUCGUGUGACAGAGAGACAAAAUACGGUCGAGCUGACAGGUAGGAUGUGGGCUAGACUUCUUGCAUCCACAAAUCAACCAAGUUUCGUUUCAACUGACCAAGAAAUAUUUGACAAAGAGAUAAUCCAAGAUAUAAAUAAUAUGAAUAUUACCUCUAUCUAGGUUUAAUGGGUAUUAACUGAUUGCUGCCUGCUCAUUUUUUGUAUUUUUUAAUUUGGGCAGUUUACGUGCCUCAAUUUGAAAAUCAUAAUUUAAAAUAGAUUUAUGUAC